UUUCCCUAAACUCGGCUUUUGACAGCAAUCAACGUGAAACUUUUGGGCAGAGUUUGGUUACGUUUUGUUUAUAAUUUAUUAUGGAAUAAAGUCUAUCUGCCGAAUUUUAUUUAGCUCACUAGAGCUACAAAUAAUAAAAAAGUGUAUAGAAUGGCUAGUCCGAUCAUUACACCCUCGCUCGUACAGUUGCAAGCUCAGUUUAAAGAAGUGGUUGAAAACAUCCUAAACCGGUGGACGGCUCUUCGAUUAGCGGUCGAGCAUGGCAUGGGCGGAGCAUUAGGAGUAAAUACCGCUAUAGAAAUCAUAGAUUAUAUCACCUGUUACUGCACAGAAAACAAAAAGGUCGACUCCUGUGAUUUGCGCGAUAUCCUAGAAGAAAUCAUGGAUCAAGAAUUCCAGACAAUCUGCGAAGAUGAAUCGAUCGAUGAAAUCAGCGACAUACUUAUAAAACAUCUAAACCUUCUGAAAGAAGGAAAAACGGAACACGUGAAUGCAGAACUUUCUCGACUAGGGUCCUGUGAGAUUUGGAUUAGGUCCGAUAAUCGGAUAAAAAUGCAACCGAUGGACGACAGCAGUGAAAGUGACGAGGACGAUGAUAACGAUCUGGAUCAGGAUAUGGAGAUAGAGCCAGUUUCGAGUGCAAGGUCUUCUGGUGGUGAAAGUCUGACGCCAAGUACCCAGGGCUCUACAAGUGGCUUUCUUGAGGAGGAAAUGGAACCCGGUUGGACUCAGGUACGCAAUCGAAGGCGAAGAUAAAACUCAACACACUGGAAAUGCUAGCAAUAAACCUUUUUUUGUCUUUCAUGAAUUCACAUGGCGGUUUCAGAAAAUCGAAUGUUUAGAGGGUAAAUUGACGCUAUUAUAA
Messenger RNA from Wyeomyia smithii (pitcher-plant mosquito), 865 nucleotides. RefSeq lists its product as uncharacterized. Bases 151 to 756 code for a protein of 201 amino acids. The record is from RefSeq and is a predicted model, not a curated record. Gene Ontology annotation, cellular component: nucleus. Gene Ontology annotation, biological process: maturation of SSU-rRNA from tricistronic rRNA transcript (SSU-rRNA, 5.8S rRNA, LSU-rRNA). The transcript is spliced from 3 exons. Lineage: Eukaryota; Metazoa; Arthropoda; Insecta; Diptera; Culicidae.